Molecule: messenger RNA, 633 nt
Organism: Lichtheimia ornata
Lineage: Eukaryota; Fungi; Mucoromycota; Mucoromycetes; Mucorales; Lichtheimiaceae
Exons: 1
Coding region: 1-633 (210 amino acids)
Biological process (GO): tRNA processing
Cellular component (GO): nucleolar ribonuclease P complex
Source: RefSeq, a predicted model, not a curated record
AUGACAAAGUCUAUUCCAACAAAGCAAUCCGCCGAUCGUGCUGAAUUCUUAUACCAUGCCAGCCAUUUACUCUUUGCAACAUGUCCCCAGCUAUCACGCUUCUACAUGAGUGAAUUCCAGCAAAGUCUACGUCAACAAGAGACCAAAGCAGCCAAAGCCAUUGCACGUCAAAUGUGUGCUCGAUGUGGUCAGAUCUUUGUAUCGGGAUUGAACGCAAGCGUAGUGUUGAAAACAACCAAACGAUAUCGACAUGGUAUCCAAAAGAGCAAUCGACACCGUAACCAGCUUGUCUAUAAAUGUAAUGCAUGUCAACAUGAAAAAUGGCUGCAAGGUUCAGCGCGAGAUAUACCAAAAGCAUCAUUGUUAUCGGAUGAUACAAAGCAAGCAGCAUCCAUUGUUCAUGCAUCCCCAGCAGCAGCAGCAGCAGCAGCAACGACGACCACGACGACGAGUAACAAGAAACCACAGCAACAACAACAACAAAAGCAACCUGCAGCACCCUCACCCCCAGCAACGGGAAAGAAGAAAAAGAACAAAAAGAACAAUCUUCAAGCAUUGAUCGCUAGCCGUAAACAGAAUGAAACCAAAUCAUCGUCUGGAUUUGGGUUAGAUGAUUUUUUAUCUUCAUUGUAA